AUGCUGGCCAGCAAAGACCACGACCUCCACCGGAAGCGCCGCGCCGUGCUGAACCCUUACUUCUCCCAGCAGAGCGUGCGAAGGCUGGAGCCGGUCAUCAACGACACGCUUUCCAACCUGCUCUUCCGCAUGGAGGGCUGGGGUCGAGCUGGAGAGGUGGUGAACAUGAACGUGCCUUUCAGAGCAGCGACGAAAGACAUCAUUCAAGAUUGCAACGCACCCUUCUUCGACGUCCUGACUCCACAGCGCAUAUGCCACCUUGGAACGCAUGUGUACUGGUUGGCGUGGAUCAUGGCACGCCUGCCGCCCUCCCUGAUGAUUGCUCUUCUUCCAAGGGUUGGCGUAUUUGCGAAGUUCAUGCAAGACUUGACGGCACAAAUCGAACAUAUUCGCAACGCCAAGGAGCAUCCGGAAGGCAAGACGAUCUUUCACGAAAUCAUACGGAGCGACAUACCCGACUCCGAGAAGGAGACGAAGCGCCUGGCGGACGAGGCGAUGGUCAUCCUCAUCGCAGGCUCGGAAACCACGGCCUCCACUUUGGCAGCGAUCAUGUACCACCUGCUGUCCGACAGACCGAUGCUGGCUCGACUUAAGAAGGAACUCGAGGACGCGUUCCCGGACGCGAACCAGCUGCCCGACGCGUCGAAGCUGGACAAGCUCCCGUUCCUCAACGCCAUCAUUCAGGAGGCGAUCCGUCUCUAUCCCGGCGCCACGCAUCGCCAGGAUCGCAUCGCCCCAGACGAAGACCUCGUUCUCGAAUCGUCCGACGGCGGCACGUUCGUCAUCCCAGCUGGCACUCCGGUGGGUAUGUCGCCGUCUACCAUCAACAGGCACCCGGCCCUGUACGGGCCCGACCCGGACGUCUUCCGACCGGACCGCUACCUCGAGAACCCUAGACUGGCGAGGCACAACUUCAGCUUCUCCAAGGGGGGGAGGGCGUGCAUCGGCAUGAACCUGGCGUGUCAGGAAUUGCAGAGCUUGACCGCGGGCAUCUUCCGGAAGUACGACGCCUUCGACCCGGAGGCGACGGAUCAGGUAGGUCCAACGCUGGAGCUGUUCGAGACCGUCAGAGAAGACGUGGCAAUGUACGCCGAUUACAUCACCAUCUGCCCCAGACCCGGAAGCAAAGGUCUGAGGGUGAAGAUCAGGAAUUAG
Molecule: messenger RNA, 1155 nt
Organism: Verruconis gallopava
Lineage: Eukaryota; Fungi; Ascomycota; Dothideomycetes; Venturiales; Sympoventuriaceae
Exons: 3
Coding region: 1-1155 (384 amino acids)
Molecular function (GO): heme binding; iron ion binding; monooxygenase activity
Source: RefSeq, a predicted model, not a curated record